AUAAUGGUACGUACCGUAUUAUGCCCCGCGACUCUGCCCCUCCACUUUAAAAAACCACCCCACCAAAAUUUGGCCUGGUAACAAGAACAGUCAACUAUCAAGACAACAGACGCCUUUUCCUUUACCCGGCUCCCUAGGUAUAUUGAGAAAUCGCUCGUAAUAUUCCUCAUCUGAACGAUUAAUCCGCUGCCGCAAUCAUGCUCGACGUUCAAGAUUUCAUCGCCGAGCGGGGUGGCAACCCUGAGAAGAUCCGCGAGUCUCAGCGCCGCAGAUAUGCCCCGGUCGAGGUUGUCGACGAAGUCAUUGCCAUGUUCGAGGACCAUCGAAAAACUCAAUAUGCCGCGACUCAGAUAAACAGCAAGAUCAACGAUGUCAACAAGCAGAUCGGUGCUAAGAAAAAGGCUAAGGAGAACGCCGAUGAGUUACUUCAGCAGAGAGCCGACCUCGACAAGGAGAAGAAAGCUCUCCUCGACUCGGCCGCCCAGAAAGAUAUUGCGCUGAAAGCCAAAAUCAACACCAUCGGCAACAUCGUUCACGACUCCGUACCCGUAAACGAUAACGAGGAUAACAACGUGGUUCAGCGAACGUGGGCCCCGGAAGGCGUCAAGGUAGAAAAGAGGGAUGUGCUUUCGCAUCACGAAGUUCUCCUACGGCUGGAUGGCUACGACCCAGACCGUGGAGUCAAGGUUGUUGGCCACAGAGGUUACUUCCUACGACAAUGGGGUGUAUUCCUCAACCAGGCCCUAAUUAACUAUGGCUUGGAAUACCUCUCCAGCAAAGGAUUCACACCUUUGCAGACCCCCCAGUUCAUGCUCAAGGAUUACAUGGCGAAGACCGCCCAGCUAGAGCAGUUUGACGAGGAGUUAUACAAGGUCGUUGAUGGCGAGGCGCAAAACGACAAAUACCUUAUCGCCACCUCAGAACAGCCCAUCUCUGCCUUCCACGCCGACGAGUGGCUUAUAGCCAAGGACCUACCCAUCAAGUACGCGGGAUUCAGCACAUGCUAUCGAAGGGAAGCCGGUUCCCACGGUCGCGAUGCCUGGGGUAUCUUCCGCGUGCAUCAAUUCGAGAAGGUGGAGCAGUUCGUGCUCACGGAUCCCGAAAAGUCGUGGGAGAUGUUCGAAGAGAUGUUCACCACCUCCGAGGAGUUCUACAAGUCUCUCGGCCUACCAUACCAAGUUGUGGCCAUCGUAUCAGGCGCGUUGAACAAUGCUGCUGCGAAGAAAUUCGACUUGGAGGCCUGGUUCCCCUUCCAGGGAGAGUACAAGGAGCUAGUCUCGUGCUCCAACUGCACAGACUACCAGUCUCGCGCACUCGAGAUCCGGUUUGGUGCCAAGCAGCAGACGGAGAUCAAGAAGAAAUACGUCCACUGCCUCAAUUCGACACUAUGCGCUACUGAGAGAGCGCUGUGCUGUGUUCUUGAGAACUACCAGACUGAGGACGGUCUCCGAGUUCCCGAGCCGCUACGCAAGUACCUCCCAGGUGCUCCCGAAUUCAUUCCUUUCUCCAAGGAAUUGCCUAAAGACACGACUUCGCAAAAGGCCAAAGCUAAAGCGGAUAAGGGAGCCAAGCAAAAGGUGGCUGCCGCGGGAGCUGCCGUGGCGGAGGUUGGGGAGAAGCUGAAGAACACUGUUGUGUAACUGAUCGGAGUUCGGGAGACCGGGAUAUCAAGGAAUGCCUUUUGAAUUGAUGUGAACAAGUUACAGGAAGAUACUCAUGUGUGUGCUUCUGUUAUGCUAUGCCACUUGAUGAAGAGCGGUGGCUAUCAUUUCUCCUAGAAACGUAGGAAUUACCUCGGAUAUUAAGAGAAGGGGUAUCUCAUGAACGAUUAGAUCUCAUGGGAGGUAUAAUUUUGUUACCUCGUUUACCUUUAAGAGAGAGCAAGUGUGAUUAUGGGUCACAUUAUGUUACCCAAUGUACCUAGGUAAAUAGUAAAUACUGAGGCGGUAUUACGCGGGUCACAAAAGAG
Annulohypoxylon maeteangense is the source of this 1969-nucleotide messenger RNA. Its product is annotated as seryl-tRNA synthetase. NCBI's taxonomy places the organism in Eukaryota, Fungi, Ascomycota, Sordariomycetes, Xylariales, Hypoxylaceae. Gene Ontology annotation, biological process: seryl-tRNA aminoacylation. The record is from RefSeq and is a predicted model, not a curated record. Gene Ontology annotation, cellular component: cytosol. Gene Ontology annotation, molecular function: ATP binding; tRNA binding; serine-tRNA ligase activity. The transcript has 4 exons. The coding region runs from base 198 to 1640 and encodes 480 amino acids.